AUGGCAGAAUCGGGCUUUGACAUCUUCGGUUUUAUCUCCAGUAUUCUGGCUGUAUUAGGUCCAAUCUUCGGUGUCAUCUACUUCUAUCUACCAUCACGCCGACAAAGAUACCUUGACGAGCUUCUGUGUGAGGCAGAAGAGAUGUGGCGUACCGCCAUGGAGGAAGGGCUUCUUGCUUCUCCAUCGUUUGGAAUGUUCCUCAAGGCGACAGAGGGGAACCUAGUUCUUUUUCGCUUACAAGCGAACGAAUUGCGAACCCAAACGUAUUCUGCUACAACCAUCUAUGACCAGGUGAAAGGCGCAAUAACUGGCCUAUCCCUCAGAAUCGUCUACCUGUGCGCAACUGUACACCCCCAGAAUUUUUUCAACGAGACCGCACGUUCCUUCCCUUGCGGGGCUGAUGGCUCGGACAACACAGAGUAUUUUCCCCGUCCAAGAUCCUUGCCUGAACCCCCCACGGAAGACGGAUCCAUGCUCUCGCACCACCGCAUUGAGUCUACAGCAUCAACCCCGGAUUCUUCCACCCUGACGGAGUCUGAUAGCGAAAUUGCCGAGUUGGGAAAACCUUCUUUCGUAAAUGUGCCUGUGGAAGACGUUCACAUUCAGUCCUUGGAAAUGGACGCGGGCACAAUAUACCCUCAACUCGCCGCCAAUUCGGAUCACGGAGACGAUUCGGCUUCGCCCUACCGCCCAUCUCCAACCGACUCCACGCUCUACAAGGUUCUUAGCCUCGUCCAUGACGACCUGAACGCAAGAGGACAGGGCCAUCCUCUCCUCCCAGCGGCUGCCGAAUUUGCUCGUGCUCCUCACCGCAUCGACCUCGAGACUCUGCUCAGAGAGUACGAACACGAAGGCGAUGAAUCGACUUCGUUGUCGGGAGAUCUGCAAAUGAGAACGAUCGAAAAAUGCAUCUCCGUAUGCGGAUGA
Molecule: messenger RNA, 927 nt
Organism: Sparassis crispa
Lineage: Eukaryota; Fungi; Basidiomycota; Agaricomycetes; Polyporales; Sparassidaceae
Exons: 5
Coding region: 1-927 (308 amino acids)
Source: RefSeq, a predicted model, not a curated record